AUGUCGCACCUGUCUGGGAAUACAUUCGAUGAUGAAUCAGAUGAAGAACCUGUCACUGAAUCUGUUGCGAUUCCAGGGCCAAACACAUCAAAGGGAGACCUCAUAGAGGUUCAGGUUCAGAAGCUUGUCGAGGACAAUCAUACCCUUCGUGAGGAGAACAAGGUUCUGAUCGCUGAGAAACCCAAACGAAAAUGUCGUGUGGAAGCACCUGAUGAACUUUUGGCCCAUGAGCAAACAAUAAUGCUUUUCGCUCGUAAAUACGGCCUGACUGUUGAAAUGUUCCCCGAUUCCAACCUUCUCAGCAAGCCACGCCCUGAGAACCCAACUCCAUUCGACAGCCUGAGACCAGCAUUCUUGGACGAACUAUUUCAGCACUUCCCCGAUCGCAUACACAGCGCCAUGGAAAGUUUGUAUUUCAGUGAUCUCGUAAUGAAGUCCAUUUCUGAGGCUCGCUCAUCAGAGAUAAAUAAGUUGCGUGGUGUCACUGGUGAUAUCUUUGGGCUUCCAGGGAUGAAAUACAUGGAUAUGCUUGGAGUGUCAGCGACAAAUCCAAAGUACAAGACUUUUCCACCGGUCUUAUUUCUUGGAAUGUGGGAAGACUCGUCCUUGAAGACUGUGUUCGGAAACUGGGAGCUUUUGGCUAAGUUUUUGAAGGCUGCCCUACGUGGCGUCACUUCACUUCAUCAAGAGACGACAGGCAGACCGAAGACAAAUGCACGCAAAUGGAACUUCGAACAGGUCACACCAGGGUCCAUUGCAUGGGCCACCUGUCAUUGCGAUCUUUCUGCUCCUGUCGCAUCCAGACUAUCGUUCAAAACAUCAACCGAGAAGUUUUUCGGCUCCACAAAGUCUUCUGCCUCUGACCCAGCUGGUCAGGAAGAUCACUCCAGCGAAAUCACUCGUGCCAUGAAUGCACUUGACAUAGACAGUGAUAGUGAAUCAGAUUUACCUGCCCCAUCUUCUACAGCACAAACCACCACUGUAACUGCCUCUCGGUCUGACGUUAUCAAGGCAGCGCGGCCUCCAGAACAUUUUGCCCAGCUCUCAGUCCAAGUGCUACUUCUACUCUCAGUAGUGCCUCCACCCUCAGCAGCGCUUCCAGAAAGCACACUGAAGUAUUACCUACAGCUUGUAGUUUCGAGAACACUUCUACACCAUCUGAAAUUGACUGCGAUUUAUGACAUCUCUGGCGCAUGGGAGGGCGGUGUUGCUGGUUGCACAACUGCUUUAGCUCUCUUUUCAAACCAACGGUUCUCAAAUUCACGCAAACCCAUCUCUCCACGGACAAAUCUAGCUUCUUCCUUCUUCCUGCUCGUCUCUCUCCCUGGUUCUCCUGCUCCAGUUGCUGAUGUGUUCGGUCCAGAGUUCGACCAACAGCUGAACCUGGACCUAAGGCUCGGUUCGGCAUUCAGAAAAUUUUGCCAGAGAACUGUUGCGUGGACAAUGCCCACCACCAAGAAAUCGGUCUCGUUCAAUGGCGGUGUUCAGUCUGACCCCAUUCUCAAUGAUUGGAAUGGUCCAUCUGGCACACAGGAUUCAUACACACACCGCGCAGUACCCCUACCGUCUGGAAGCAGACCUAUCACCACCAAGAAAUCACUCUCUUUCGGUGAUGGCGGCUUGCAGCCUAGCCCGGGUCAUGAAGGCUGGACUGGUCCAUCACGCUGGCUGUCUGAAACCUGCUAUGAGUCCUUGCGCUCCCCGGAGACACCAGAGGAAGUCCCGUAG
Molecule: messenger RNA, 1728 nt
Organism: Suillus paluster
Lineage: Eukaryota; Fungi; Basidiomycota; Agaricomycetes; Boletales; Suillaceae
Exons: 10
Coding region: 1-1728 (575 amino acids)
Source: RefSeq, a predicted model, not a curated record